Messenger RNA from Elgaria multicarinata webbii, 3220 nucleotides. RefSeq names its product tripartite motif containing 32 (gene TRIM32). Gene Ontology annotation, cellular component: cytoplasm. The coding region runs from base 280 to 2217 and encodes 645 amino acids. NCBI's taxonomy places the organism in Eukaryota, Metazoa, Chordata, Lepidosauria, Squamata, Anguidae. The record is from RefSeq and is a predicted model, not a curated record. The transcript is spliced from 3 exons. Gene Ontology annotation, molecular function: zinc ion binding; ubiquitin protein ligase activity; protein binding. Gene Ontology annotation, biological process: protein K48-linked ubiquitination.
CAGCGCGGUGGGGGGACAAAGGCUUGGUGCAGCUGCAGGAGAAACAGAAAGCAGCAGGGAAUCGCUGCUACUUGAGAUACAACCCAAACCAGUUUCAAAGCCAACACGGAUCGCCCACCCCAACUGAGGUAAAGGCCAAGUAGACCGUAACGCUACACGAUUUCUGGUAAAUUCAUCCCGACACACAGCACUGACGGUGUGAUUUCACGCCCGUUAAAAAAAGGCAGGACCACAAGGGUUGGGAAUAAAUGCGACCCGCCUCUCCUCAGCUGCAAGGCCAUGGCUGCUGCCCCCCACCUCAACUCGGACGCGCUCCGCGAGGUCUUGGAGUGCCCCAUCUGCAUGGAGUGCUUCACGGAAGACCAGCUCCGCCCGAAGCUCUUGCACUGCGGGCACACCAUCUGCAAGCAGUGCUCCGAGAAGCUCCUGGCCAACAGCAUCAACGGCAUCCGCUGUCCCUUCUGUAGCAAAGUCACGAGGAUCACCAACAUGGCCCAGCUGACGGACAACCUGACGGUGCUGAAAAUCAUCGACACGGCCGGGCUCAGCGAGGCGGUGGGCCUCCUCAUGUGCAAGGCUUGUGGCCACCGGCUUCCCAAGCAGUUUUGCCAGAGCUGCGGCCUGGUCUUGUGCGAGCCGUGCAAGGAAGCCAAGCACCUGCAGCUGGGGCACGCCGUGGUGGCCAUCAAAGAGGCCGCGGACGAGCGGAGGAGGGAGUUUGGGGCCAGGCUGGGGCGCCUGCGAGAGCUGAUGGGGGACCUUCAGAAGAGGAAGACCUCUCUGGAAGGCGUGUCGAAGGACCUCCAAACCCGAUACAAAGCGGUCCUGCACGAGUACGGCAAAGAAGAGCGCAAGGUCCAGGACGAGUUGUCCAGGUCCCGCAAGUUCUUCACCAGCUCCCUCUCCGAGGUCGAGAAGGUCAACAGUCAGGUCAUGGAGGAGCAGGCGUACCUGCUGAACAUCGCCGAGGUGCAGAUCGUGUCGCGGUGCGACUACUUCCUGGCCAAAAUCAAGCAGGGGGACGUCGCCCUCUUGGAGGAGGAGGGCGACGAGGAGGAGCCCGAGCUGAUGAACAGCCUCCCCAAAGAGCUGACCCUGCAAGAGGUGGAGCUGCUCAAGGUGGGCCACGUCGGGCCGCUGCAGAUUGGCCAAGUGGUCAAGAAACCUCGCAGCAUCAACGUGGAGGAGUCGCUGGCGGAGAUGGCCACCUCGGUGCCCUUCAGGGCGGCGGCGGCCGAGGAAGAGGCCAGCUCCGUGCCCAACUGCUCUUCGCCUGCCAAGCCGAGGAUGCCAGAAGCGGCCGCCAGCAUCCAGCAGUGCCACUUCCUCAAGAAGAUGGGCUCCAAAGGCAGCACGCCGGGGACGUUCAACCUCCCCGUCAGCCUGCAUGUCACCCCUCAGGGCGAGGUGCUGGUGGCGGACCGCGGCAACUUCCGGAUCCAAGUCUUCACCCGCAAGGGCUUCCUGAAGGAGAUCCGCCGGAGCCCCAGCGGCAUCGACAGCUUCGUGCUGAGCUUCCUCGGGGCGGACCUGCCCAACUUGACGCCCUUGUCGGUCACCAUGAACUGCCACGGGCUGAUUGGAGUGACCGACAGCUACGACAACUCGGUGAAGGUGUACACCCUCGACGGCCACUGCGUGGCCUGCCACAGGAGCCAGCUGAGCAAGCCGUGGGGCAUCGCCGCCCUGCCGUCGGGGCAGUUUGUCGUGACCGACGUGGAAGGAGGAAAGCUCUGGUGCUUCACGGUGGACCGUGGCGUCGGGGUGGUGAAGUACAGCUGCUUGUGCAGCGCGGUGCGCCCCAAGUUCGUCACGUGCGACACGGAAGGGACGAUCUACUUCACCCAGGGGCUGGGCUUGAACCUCGAAAACCGCCAACACGAGCACCACUUGGAAGGGGGCUUUUCCAUCGGCUCCGUCGGCCCCGACGGGCAGCUGGGCCGACAAAUCAGCCACUUCUUCUCGGAGAACGAGGACUUCAGGUGUAUCGCGGGGAUGUGCGUGGACUCCCGGGGCGACCUGAUCGUUGCCGACAGUAGCCGGAAAGAAAUCCUACAUUUUCCCAAGGGGGGCGGCUAUAACAUCUUAAUCCGAGAGGGACUCACGUGCCCCGUGGGCAUAGCCAUCACGCCCAAGGGACAGCUCUUGGUCUUGGACUGCUGGGAUCACUGCAUCAAGAUCUACAGUUACCACCUGAGGAGGUACUCCACGCCUUAGAGGGGGAAAAGACCUCCCUCUUUUUGGGGCUAGGUUUUCCCCCCAUCCAAAGCGAGGCGACGGACGUUGGUGCCCUACAUUUCGAGGAGACUGUGCCACCAUCUUGUUCGAACUGUUGCAGCUUGUGUGAGUGUGUGUGUGUGUGUGUGUGUAUUUGGAAGAACGAUAUGCUGUGUGUGUGUCUGUCUGCAUUUUUUUUUUAAAUACAAGUAUAUCUCAUGAAUGCUGUCUUAAAGAGAGAGCCGGGGGGCGUUGUGUGAAUGCAGACUUGUAUUUAAAGGUGAUCAGGAAUUCUAUGCAGGCGAUUGCAUAGGUUGACCUCUUCUCUGUAUUCCGAAACAGAGGAAGAAAGAAAUACGAGAGGAGAGAAAGACCUCCCUUCUCUACUCCAGCAGGCUAGUAACUUUUAUGGGCUUAUUUGACUGUUCACCCUCCUGCCCUAUGCCCCAAGGUCUACAUUGAGCCUUCACCAAUGCAUGUUUACAGUGCUCUGACACCCUUUCACUGCAGUAGCUGGUAGAACCGUCCCGCUCUUGAACCCUUUAAAAUGUCCAAUUGUAUUGUUGUAGCUACCCCAUCACAGGAAAACCUCACCGCUGCAGCGGAAAAGUGAAUUCCACCCCCUCCGUAGGACUCCGGUUUUUUUUCUUCUUCUUAUGGUGCCAAUAGAGACUUAAUGCUUGUGCGUGUGCGUGUGCGUGUGUGUGUGAGAGAGAGAGAGGGGGGUCGUACUUUGUUCAAUGUGAAGUAGGUCUAGUUGUUUCAAAGACUCAGAAGAAGCGAAGAACUCUCUCUCCCGGGAUUCCUGCAUUAAGGAACAUUUGUCUGAAGAGGCAACGAAAGGGUUCCAGGGUGGCGGGGUGUGAAUUGAUUGGGCUUCUGUUUUGUUAUUCAUCACUCUGUGUUGUCUCUUGCUUGGAAAAUGCCUAGGAAGGUCAUGUUUCUUGUUGACAUUUUGUCAAGGGAAGGAGAAAUGGGAGUAAACAAGAUGAAACGUAACAAA